Molecule: messenger RNA, 741 nt
Organism: Olea europaea var. sylvestris
Lineage: Eukaryota; Viridiplantae; Streptophyta; Magnoliopsida; Lamiales; Oleaceae
Exons: 2
Coding region: 1-741 (246 amino acids)
Molecular function (GO): nucleic acid binding
Source: RefSeq, a predicted model, not a curated record
AUGGUAGAUGAAAAUACCCUCGCAUCUACACCUACUUUUGUUAACAUGCUUAAUCAAAUUCAUAUUGAUGAAAAGUGGUUUUAUAUGUCCAAGACAUCACAAAAGUAUUAUCUCCAUCUGGAUGAAACGGAGCCCUUUUGCACAUGUAAAAGUAAAAUGUUUAUUACAAAGAUAAUGUUUUUGACUAUUGUUGCUCGUCCACAAGUUGAUGGUACUACAAAUGAAGCAUUCAAUGGCAAAAUUGGAAUAUGGCCAUUCAUGUCUAAGGAACCUACGAAGCGGAAUAGUAAGAAUGGUGUACCUAGGACUUUGGAGUCGAACCUAUUGUGUCGGACCAUCUUCAUUCAACAAGACAAUGCAAAGCCACAUUUAGAUGUUAACGAUAUCAAUUUCGCAGAAGCAGGGAGAAAUGAUGGAUUCGAUAUUCAUUUAUGUCGUCAACCUCCGAACAACCCUGAUAUGAAUGUCUUAGACCUUGGUUUUUUUAGAGCCAUUGAUUCACUUCAACAUCAAGAGGCUCCAACUACAAUUGAGGACUUCAUUUUAGCAAUUGAGAAUGCUUUUCAGACAUUUCCUACUAAAGAGUUGAAUAAUGUGUUUCUAAAAUUGCAAUCAUGCAUGGUUGAGGUGAUGAGAAAUUUGGGGGGUAACAAUUACAGGAUUCCACAUAUGAACAAACAAAAAUUGAUGAGAGAUGGGCAACUAUUGAAUUGCAUUCAGUUCGACUCUGACGUUGUAUGA